Ogataea philodendri is the source of this 1995-nucleotide messenger RNA. RefSeq lists its product as uncharacterized. NCBI's taxonomy places the organism in Eukaryota, Fungi, Ascomycota, Pichiomycetes, Pichiales, Pichiaceae. The coding region runs from base 1 to 1995 and encodes 664 amino acids. The record is from RefSeq and is a predicted model, not a curated record. Gene Ontology annotation, cellular component: nucleus. Gene Ontology annotation, molecular function: DNA-binding transcription factor activity, RNA polymerase II-specific; zinc ion binding; DNA binding. Gene Ontology annotation, biological process: DNA-templated transcription. The transcript has a single exon.
AUGCCAAACCACGAAGUAGAAUAUGACGCUUCUAGUACGUCUAACCCAUCCAAGAGCAGGGCUAGACGCUAUAGAAGUCGAAAAGAGCGACCAUGUGAUUUUUGCCGGCGAAAGCGGGAAGCAUGUUUUAAAGAAGGAAUUAAUCAAAAAUGUGUGAACUGUGAACGAAGGAAUUUGGUUUGCUCAUACAACUCUCUCCCAAUCAAGAAGAAAUCAAAAGUGCAGGUUCAGCCGACAAGUUUGAACCAGUCUCAAGCUAUUCAUCAAGCCGCUCAUUUACCAGUUGUUGGAAAAACUCAACUUGAUGUAUACACUACACGUCCGGAACCUUUGGCUGUCACCCGAUUACAAUUGAGGAACAGAUCAAACUUGCCAAACUCUCUGGAGUUGCAUAAUGGACAAACGAGUGUUUUCGUGGGAUUAACUGGCGAUCAGGACCCAUGGCUUCUCAGUCAAGUCUUAAAUAAAAGUGAAGGAGAUGCAGGGGCAGAUACUAAAUACGAAGUCAAAAACCUUUUCAACGACACCAAGUUUCCUAUUAUCUUUGCUGUUUGCCCUACCGAAUAUCUUAAUCCUAGACCUGAUCAAUAUUGUGUCGAUAAUAUACAACGAGUGGUAGAGCCACUUGCUGAGAGUCUUAUCAACAAUUAUUUCAUCAUGGUGAACCCAUCAUACCCCAUCAUAAGCAGGUCACUAUUUUUAAGGAAUCUUACGAAUCAACAGGUCUCCUCAACAUUGUUGGCGUCCAUUUAUGUGAUCAGUACACCAUUUCUUGAAGGCCAAGAACUGCAGCUUUACUUAUCCAAGGAUGCAAAGGGUGAUUGGCAUCAAUUGAAUGAUUUCAUUCUCAAAUCGCUUUCACUUGAACAAGGUGCUGCGACGCUUCAAACAGUUCAAGCCAUUCUGCUCAAGCUCAAUGCUCGACCUCUCAUAAUAAGGAAUGCCAAUGCCCCACGCCAUUGGGCUUUAUCUGGAUCUCUUGUGGCUUUAGGACAAGAAUUGGGAUUGAAUAUUGACCCAAGUGGUUGGGAUAUUCCCUCUCAGGAGAAAAGAUUACGAAGAGUAUUAUGGUGGGCAAUAUACGUGCAUGAUAAAUGGGAAAGCAUAGGUUUAUCUCGUCCAUCUCAUAUCCAUGAUGAUGAUUUCAAAGUUGAGGACAUCAAAGAGAGCGAUUUUCUUGAAGAUGAUGAAACACCACUUGGUGGGCUUGGAAUAGGCGCUAACUUGUUUGUUGCUUUCGUUCAUCUAUCAAAAGUGUUAUCGAAAGUUUUGUUAGAAUUCUGUUCCAUCAAACACUUUUUGAAUUCUGACAGAUCAUCAGAAGAGAUGGUUGGAAUUGCUGUCACUCUGAUGAACCGACUUGAUGCAGUAGAGGCGAUUUAUUUCUCUGUGGAAGUUCCCGAUACAUAUAUUGGGUCACUCAUUUCAUUACAUUUGGCUAAAACGACUUGUGCGUUGUCAUGUUGCCGUUCCAUUCUUCGAAGCAAGAGGGAUGACUGUUAUUCAUUUCUGGAUGGAUGUGCUUUGAAGUAUGCCAAUCAACUCAAUCAAUAUUUAUGUACUGUGCGGAACAAAUACCUGGAUGUUCAUUGGUGGUGUUAUUCUAGAAUGAAUUUCUCGAUAGUGGGUAUAUGCAUACUGGCAUUUUAUCUUGCUUCUAAAGCCAAAGGAGACGAUGAUCUUUGGAAAGAACAAGUGGACCUAUACAGGCAGAACUUACACAUUUUGACCAAGUCCACGCAUGUUACUCAGUUGGCUCUGUUACGAUUUGAGUUGCUAUUAUCAAAAAUUGAAUCAGGACAGAGCGCACGAUCCACUGAGAGCGCCUACACUUUUCCAGAAAUUAACAACUUCAAUGAGGCUCAUAUUUGGGCCGAUCAUGUUGAUCCAAAUACUUUGAUGACAAACGACGAUGCAUUCAUUGAUUGGCUAACAGUGAACGGAGUUCCACAAUCAUUCGACAAUACUCUUGCAGGAACGAUAAAUGAUAGUUAG